AUGGUUAAAGUUUUUAUUAGUAAACUAGAUAAUAAUACGGCAUGGGGUUUUCGAUUACAAGGUGGAUUUGAGCAUGGUACGCCAUUGACACUUACGAAUAUUAUACCAAAUUCUCCUGGUGAUGGUAAAAUUGAUCCAGGCGAUGUAUUGUUAGAAAUUGCUGGCCAUAAUGCAACAUGUAUGACACAUAAGGAUGCACUUAAAUUGAUUCAACAUUGUGGUAAUGCUCUUUUCCUAACAAUAAAAAAAACUGAUCAUUCAUAUUCAUCAAAUUCAACACAACUACGGAGCUCUUCUGAAUAUAAUCAUGAUCGAUUACCAACACCUACUAGAAAUAUUCCACAAGCACCAAUAUUUAAUGCUGAUUUGAUUUAUAAUGCAACAGCUUCGUCAGAACUUCGAAAACCAAUUAAUAACACCCACGUAUCGCAUGAUCAAGCGACAAAUAUCUCUACUAUUCUUGCUAAAAUGCUUGAUCAUCCUGUUGGUCAGAAACCGUUUACAUACAUACCAAAAGGACUUGAUUUGUCAAAAAUGCGUGAUUCAUCUCAUAUCAAACGCCAAUAUAAAUCUAGAUCAACGAGUAAAGAUAUACAAGAUUUUGAUCAAAUUAUGAAUCGACGAAUGAUUGUUCCACCUGAACAAAUAAGUCAACAUCAUUAUGCAGGUAGUAAUCCCAUCCAACCGUUCAGGUAUACUCGUCAACAACCAGUACCACCAAAAAAACUUAUACAACAUGAUACUGAUGUAAUUACACAUACACGCUCAUUUCAAAUGCUUGAAGGAUGGAUUUCGGAUAGUGAAAAAACUACACCGACCGUUAUUUCAACAAAUCAAUCAGCAGUUGCUCAACCUGCUCUAGAUCAAAAAAGUUCGGUUGAUCGUCGCGCAAGUGCAGGCAGCGGUGCGUCAGCACACCCAUCACGUUCAUUUCGUUAUCUUCAAGAACAAUAUAAUGAUGAUGAUGUUGAUAAUAAUAGUCCAGUACCAAAAACUCAAGAAUCAAUAGAUAAAUCUGGUCUUCGACGAAGUAGUGAUAUGACUAAUACACCAUCUCGAUCAUUUAAAUAUCUACAAAAUCAAUAUGAUACAUCUAAACAAUUACCAAUCAAUCGAUCUGAAGAAGUCAAUAAUCGAGAUGAUCUUGCAGAAAUAUAUAAUAAACCACCGCCAAGUUUUCGUGCACGUGAACCUGAAGCUAAACGUUUUUCAGGUGCAACAAAUCCAUCACGUGCAUUUCGUUUUCUUCAAAUGAUGACACAAGAAGAUCAACAAACGAGUCCAACAUCUGUUCCUGGUUAUACAAAACCACAACAAUUAUUAGAAAAACAUAAUGAACAUCCAUCACAAUCAACUACAAAUCAAACAAAAAAUCGAAUUAACACAUUAUCGAAUGGAAUGAAUUCAUUGGAUAUAAAUGAAAGCGAUUAUUGA
This is a messenger RNA of Adineta steineri, 1434 nucleotides long. Lineage: Eukaryota; Metazoa; Rotifera; Eurotatoria; Adinetida; Adinetidae. The record is from the annotation of a GenBank genome assembly.